This is a messenger RNA of Rhopalosiphum maidis (corn leaf aphid), 462 nucleotides long. RefSeq lists its product as uncharacterized. Bases 1 to 462 code for a protein of 153 amino acids. The record is from RefSeq and is a predicted model, not a curated record. The transcript has 3 exons. Lineage: Eukaryota; Metazoa; Arthropoda; Insecta; Hemiptera; Aphididae.
AUGUUAUUUUUCAACAAUCGAAACUCACGGAUCGUUGAAAUGACAAUAGAAAUUGUCAAGUCGGAAAAACAGCAGAAAGAAAAAAGAGAAAGAAUCUGCGUAGAUGUAGAAUUGGCGAUUAAAAACCGCAUGAUCCGCAAGUGGUCCACAUUAAAAACUUCAACCGACAAGCAAUCACUAGAGAAAUUUCUGAGCGAAUUAACUGGUAUGAAAACGGCGAUGAUUUUAUGGCAUCAACGAGUGGUUGGAGUUCUGGAAAAAGCGCAGCGACACGUUGAUGCAACCAAAAUGGCACGCAGCGGUGUCGCAAACUGCAACGACCAAUUUGACGUUUCUGUGACUAUUUCACAGCAACACAUCGAUUUGUUUCAAGACAACAUCACCACCGCCUCAAAUGUCAUAAACAAUGCAGACGGAUGGGACACACUGGCCGAGAGCAGCUCUCGCGGGAUAUUUUUUUAA